Cydia amplana is the source of this 9091-nucleotide messenger RNA. It is a transcript of the gene Root, whose product is annotated as rootletin. The record is from RefSeq and is a predicted model, not a curated record. The transcript is spliced from 55 exons. The coding region runs from base 503 to 9079 and encodes 2858 amino acids. Lineage: Eukaryota; Metazoa; Arthropoda; Insecta; Lepidoptera; Tortricidae.
GUGUUGAAGAGAGACAGGUUUAUUCACCUUAUGCGGCUAUGAAGUAUGGUGUUUACAACGGUGUAACUGCAGUGGGCGGGCAGUAAUUAGAUGCCCGGCCCGAUAGCCGCGGCGACCGCCUUACAAACCCCCACUAACUACCGGGAUAGCGCAUUUACAGACCACGGCUCCAUCAUAACGCCAUGAAAAACGUUGGCUGAAAACGUUUCUUGCCCAAAAUGUCUUACGAGUAUAAAUCCCGGCAUUUGUUUUUUGAAGUAAAACACAAAAGGAAGAUAAAAAAGAAAGUGACGUUUUUGGUAGUUAAACGCCUUUUAAUUCGGGUUAAAGCUAGGUUUAGACACGCGAUUGUAAUAAAGGUAAGGUGUUGUUUCUCUUUCAGUUGCCUGCGAGGGAAGGUUUGACAACGCCGCGGAGCGCUCGGGCUCCGGUGGCGAGGAGGACUGGGACGCUCCCACAUCAGCGAUUGAAAAGGGAGAAAUCGCUAGAGAGUCCACCGGAGAUGGAUUCCCCAGGCGGCAGCGUAAGCAGUGACUUGCGGCGGCAGAAUGAUGAGCUUCGCGCUCGUUUGGCCGGCGAAGCAGCAGACCAUAGGCGUCGGCUUGAUGCAUACCGCCGCGCGCAGCAAGGGCAGGCAGCGUUGGUAUCGAGACUCCAAGCAAAGGUGCUACAAUACAAGCAGCGCUGCUCAGAGCUGGAGCAGCAUAUGCAGGAGACGACGCCGCGCACCGACAGCUACCGCGCGAAGCCUGCGUCCGCCACCGCGCUGCCAGCGCCGGCCGCUCUGCCGUCCGCUUCCAGCUUGGACACUCGUCGGGACGAGCGCAUCGCUGACCUGGAAACGGCUUUGAGGCGGUUGGAUGAGGAGAAACGCAAGUGUGAAAAGCUGGUGAACCAGAACAACCUUCUCCGAGACCAGCUUGAGGAGUCCCACCAGCUGAAUGAAGCACUAACGAAUGACUUGCAGAAGCUCACCAACGACUGGGAGGCUCUCCGGGACGAGAUGACUGUCAAAGAGGAUGAGUGGAAAGAUGAGGAACAGGCAUUCAACGACUACUACACCAGCGAGCACAACCGGCUGCUCAGCCUCUGGCGCGAGGUGGUCUCUGUGAAGCGUUUCUUCUCCGAGCUGCAGUCGACCACGGAGCGAGACUUGUAUAAAGUGAAGAACGAUUUCGAGUCGGCCACGCGCGAGCUCGUCGGCACGCUCAGUGGAUACGCUAUAAAUGCGUAUGCACAGGGAGUGAGGCCUCAAUCCGACCACCACUCAACGUCAGGCGUGACGUCAACUCCGAACAUAACAGUGGAGACUUUGCGAAUAGAUCUGCGCGAAGCGACGUCGCAGCGCGACGCGGCGCAAGCCGAGCUGCGCGAGCGAGACGCGCGCAUACAACGUCUGCUAGGGGAACUGCAGGGAUUGGAGGAACGUUACGAAGUAGCGGAAGCUAUGUGCUCCGAAGCGAACGCCAUGCGAUCCGCGUUGGAAGAAGUGGCUCGAGCGCUCAUACAGGACUCCGAGGCUGAUGUGCCGUCGCAACAUCUGCAUAUGGCUGACAGCAGCAGGUCCCCGCGCCGAGGCGUGUCGCAGGCGGCCAACGCGACAGCGUUCGCCGAGAGCACCAUCUCGGCCGUGCAGGCCGCGCUGCACAAGUACCAGAUACAAAUACACGAGUUGCAGGUGAAACUCCAGAACACUCGGGAGCAGUUGUCGACGAGCCGCAAGCACUGCGAGGCCGCAGACUCCAACAUACUCACGCUCGAGAACAAAGUGCAGGACCUGCAAGCUAAACUGGACCAGGCGAACACGGAUCUAAACCAGCUGGUACAAGACAAGGAGUCUCUGCAGAAGUCUGUGGAGUCUUUGCGUAUUGACAAAAACAACCUCGAAAGGAACCGCGUCGAGAUCAACGCCAUGGUAGAGUCAUUGACGUCAGACUACGAAAAGCUGCAGAAGAUCAAUGCGCGUUUGGAGAAGACGAUCGAAGCGCUGGAGACGGACAAGCGGAAUCUCAACUCGGAGGUGGACCACCUGCACCGCGAGUCUACCAACCGAGAGUCCAUACUGAGGGCUGAAGAGGAGCGUUCAUCUCGGCUCCGUUCGGAACUGGUGACCGUCCGCGAGGAGCUCAACAAGACCUCGCUGGCGCGCGACCUGCUGGAGCAGCAGAAGAUGGAAGCGGACUCCAUCAUGUCGCAGGUGGAGAAACACAGGAGUAAGGAAACUAAGCUUUACUCUCAACAAGACCUCGCUGGCGCGCGACCUGCUGGAGCAGCAGAAGAUGGAAGCGGACUCCAUCAUGUCGCAGAGGAGCCUUCUCGGCUGCGUUCGGAACUGGUGACUGUCCGCGAGGAGCUCAACAAGACCUCGCUGGCGCGCGACCUGCUGGAGCAGCAGAAGAUGGAAGCGGACUCCAUCAUGUCGCAGGUGGAGAAACACAGGAAGGAGCCUUCUCGGCUGCGUUCGGAACUGGUGACUGUCCGCGAGGAGCUCAACAAGACCUCGCUGGCGCGCGACCUGCUGGAGCAGCAGAAGAUGGAGGCGGACUCCAUCAUGUCGCAAGUGGAGAAACACAGGAAGGAGCCUUCUCGGCUGCGUUCGGAACUGGUGACCGUCCGUGAGCAGCUCAACAAGACCUCGCUGGCGCGCGACCUGCUGGAGCAGCAGAAGAUGGAGGCGGACUCCAUCAUGUCGCAAGUGGAGAAACACAGGAAGGAGCCUUCUCGGCUGCGUUCGGAACUGGUGACCGUCCGUGAGCAGCUCAACAAGACCUCGCUGGCGCGCGACCUGCUGGAGCAGCAGAAGAUGGAAGCGGACUCCAUCAUGUCGCAGGUGGAGAAACACAGGAGGGAGCCUUCUCGGCUGUGUUCGGAAUUGGUGACCGUCCGCGAGGAGCUCAACAAGACCUCGCUGGCGCGCGACCUGCUGGAGCAGCAGAAGAUGGAAGCGGACUCCAUCAUGUCGCAGGUGGAGAAACACAGGAAGGGGCCUUCUCGGCUGCGUUCGGAACUGGUGACCGUCCGUGAGCAGCUGAACAAGACCUCGCUGGCGCGCGACCUGCUGGAGCAGCAGAAGAUGGAGGCGGACUCCAUCAUGUCGCAGGUGGAGAAACACAGGAAGGAGCCUUCUCGGCUGCGUUCGGAACUGGUGACUGUCCGCGAGGAGCUCAACAAGACCUCGCUGGCGCGCGACCUGCUGGAGCAGCAGAAGAUGGAGGCGGACUCCAUCAUGUCGCAGGUGGAGAAACACAGGAAUGACUUAGAAAUAGAGCUUGAGAGAACGCUAUUGGAGAGAGGUGACCUGCAAGAUCUGGUAGAGAAGAUGCAAGCGGUUAUCAGAAAUCUUGAAACGGACAAGAAGAAAUUGCAUGAAGAAGUCAAACAUCUAGAAGACGAAAAAUCCUCCCUAUCGAAUCAGUCCUCGGAACAAAUGGGCGACCUGAACUCUCUGCGCAAGGAGCUGCUCGCAGCCGAGCAGACGCGGAUGGAACUCGAAGCCGACAAGUCGUCCUUGCACGAAAAGAUCAAGUUCUUGGACCAGGACAGGGAGAAGGUUGAAUUGGAGCUGCGGCAGGUGGUCAGAGAACGCGGCGAGCUAAGCUCCCAGCUGACAGCAAUGGUGCGUAAGAAGGACUCUCUCAACGAAGAAAUCAUGCGUCUGCAACAGCGACUAGAACAAGCCAGCGAGACUGUGGGCCGACUCAACCGUACCCUCGAGGACCACGUCAAGGACGCUGAGGAGAAACAGAUACUAAUAGACAGUCUGGACAAAGACAAGCAGCAUCUCCAAGAGCAGUUGGCCAGCGUCCGCGCCGAGAAAGAUGCCCUGGAGGCCGUACUCUUCGACACGGCGAAUAUGUUGGACGACGCGGAGGCGCGGCGCGCUAAACUCGACCGUGACCUGCAAGACGCGAUGGUUCAGCAGGAGAACCACAAAGGUCAAAUAGCUCGUCUCACGAAGGAACUGGACAGCAGCGAGCGGAAGCUCCGCGAAACGAAGAGUUCCUUGCAGCAGUCCUCCGGGAAGAAGGAGGCCGAGUACCAGAGCAUCAUCACCAACAUCAACCGCACCACGGCCGAAAACAUCACCAAGCUUAAGGAAGAGAAGGAACAACUUCGCCAAACUCUCGAGCAAAAGCUAUCCCAGACAAUAGCAGCGCUAACGAGCGAGAAGGAAGCUAGCGAUGCAGGUGCGCGCGAGCGAGAGAAAAAACUUCUGGCUCAACGCGAUCAGCUCAUACUGCAGCACGACGAAGCGAUGCUGCGAGCCGAGAGCGACAAACAACAGGCCUUGAUCAUGGUUCACCAAGAGCAACAAGCGCUGUUAGAACGCCUGGAGGAAGCGAAGCGUGUUCUAGAUUGUUCCCAGAACAAGCUGGAACGCGUGAAGCGAGACGCCGCGGCCCGCUCCGACCAGGACCGCGGACACAUCAACCAGUUGAAAGAUGAACUGGCUGCGCUAAAGACUCGCCUUGAGGAGGCCAAGGCGGCAGCAGAAGACGAGUGCGCCCGCUUCGAGAACCGCAUCAAGGAACUCCACCUAGAGAAGGAGGCGAGCAACCGCGAGUGCCAGGAGGCCCGCGCGCAGCUCUCGCUGGCCGAAGACAAGUAUGACAACGCGUACACGCAGCUGCAGGACACUAUUAGGAAAUUGAAAGAACUGGAGAACGAGUCCGAAAGUCUUCGCAAGGAGCUGACCGACGUGCGCCGGCAGCUCAGCAACUGCGCGGCCGAGCGCGACAAGUACAACAGCAGCUGCCGCGAGCUGCGCGAGCACGUGAAGCGCGCCGAGCACGAGCGGCGCGAGGCGGCGCGCGCGCGCGACGAGGCCGUGCACAGCGUGGCCACGCUCGAAGAAAACCGAUCAUCCUUGGAGCUGGAGCUCUCGCGCCUUCAGAAUAUGCUGAAGGAAUCGGAGACGGGCGGCGAACACGUGACACGGGAGUUGAGAGCUACCGAGGCCCAGUUGAAGAGGGAACGCGCCGCGCUGGAGCAAGCCAACCAUGACAUAAAGGAGCUUCAGUCCAGACUCCAGAACGAGUGCGAGGAGCGGGAGCGGACGGCCAACGAGGCGGCGGCGGCGCGCCGGCACGGCGCCGAGCUCGAGGCGCUGCUGGGCGCCGCGCGCGCCGACCUCGCCGCCAGCCGCCAGCGCGGCGCCGAGCUCGAGGAGGCCUGCCGCGCCAGGGACCAGGUACCUACAUCUUUGAACGAGUGCGAGGAGCGGGAGCGGACGGCCAACGAGGCGGCGGCGGCGCGCCGGCACGGCGCCGAGCUCGAGGCGCUGCUGGGCGCCGCGCGCGCCGACCUCGCCGCCAGCCGCCAGCGCGGCGCCGAGCUCGAGGAGGCCUGCCGCGCCAGGGACCAGAACGAGUGCGAGGAGCGGGAGCGGACGGCCAACGAGGCGGCGGCGGCGCGCCGGCACGGCGCCGAGCUCGAGGCGCUGCUGGGCGCCGCGCGCGCCGACCUCGCCGCCAGCCGCCAGCGCGGCGCCGAGCUCGAGGAGGCCUGCCGCGCCAGGGACCAGAACGAGUGCGAGGAGCGGGAGCGGACGGCCAACGAGGCGGCGGCGGCGCGCCGGCACGGCGCCGAGCUCGAGGCGCUGCUGGGCGCCGCGCGCGCCGACCUCGCCGCCAGCCGCCAGCGCGGCGCCGAGCUCGAGGAGGCCUGCCGCGCCAGGGACCAGAACGAGUGCGAGGAGCGGGAGCGGACGGCCAACGAGGCGGCGGCGGCGCGCCGGCACGGCGCCGAGCUCGAGGCGCUGCUGGGCGCCGCGCGCGCCGACCUCGCCGCCAGCCGCCAGCGCGGCGCCGAGCUCGAGGAGGCCUGCCGCGCCAGGGACCAGAACGAGUGCGAGGAGCGGGAGCGGACGGCCAACGAGGCGGCGGCGGCGCGCCGGCACGGCGCCGAGCUCGAGGCGCUGCUGGGCGCCGCGCGCGCCGACCUCGCCGCCAGCCGCCAGCGCGGCGCCGAGCUCGAGGAGGCCUGCCGCGCCAGGGACCAGGUACCUACAUCUUUGCUCCAGAACGAGUGCGAGGAGCGGGAGCGGACGGCCAACGAGGCGGCGGCGGCGCGCCGGCACGGCGCCGAGCUCGAGGCGCUGCUGGGCGCCGCGCGCGCCGACCUCGCCGCCAGCCGCCAGCGCGGCGCCGAGCUCGAGGAGGCCUGCCGCGCCAGGGACCAGGAACUGCUUCUACGUUUGGAAGACUGCCGGUCCAAGGAGCGUCGUCUCGAGGAACUUAAACAUAAUCUUGAAGUGUGUCUCGCCGACGCGACACAGCAGAUUCAGGAGUUGAAGGCCCGUCUCGGCGGCAGCGAAGGGCGCUGCCGCGCGCUGGAGGCGUCGCUCGCGCAGUGCGAGCACGGCAAGCGCGAGGCCGAGGCCAAGCUGUCGUCCAUCGCGCACACGCUGCGGCGCGUGUGCGGCGUGCAGCCAGACGGCUCCGUGCACGCCGCCGCGCGCCGCCGCCUCGCCAGCCCGGCGCGCCGCUACAGCCCGCACCGAGGUCGCGACCACUCCGAAGACCGCAACGAGAUCAUCGACGUGGACCCCGAGCUCGUCAAGAAGGGCGUUCGCAACCUCAUGCACGAAGUGUGCCAGAUUGAACGGGAGAAGGAUGACUACAAAACUCAAGUAUCCGCCUUGAAGAAGCAACUCAAAGACGCAAGCGAGCAGCAAGGCAAGGGCGACAACAAGUUGCAGUCGAUCACUUCCAACCUCCGCACAGUGCAGGAAGAGAAGGCUCGCUUACAGAACCUGCUGGGACAGAAGGACGCGCAGCUUACUGGACUGAAUGAAUCAGUCCAGUCUAAGACUGUCGAAAUCAGCAACCUAAGGGACAAGAUCACGAGCCUAGAAGCCACGCUCAGCUCCGUUACCGAAGAAAAGGUUCAGAACGAGAAUAAAGGCGAGAAUUUGCGAGUACAGUUGGCGGAGCGCGUGCAAGAAGUAGGCCAGCUGAGGGAGGCGCUAGCAGCGGCUGAAGGGCGCGCGGCGCGGCUGGACGUGCGGCGCGCGCAGCUGGAGGGCGACGUGCAGCGCGCGGCCGUGGCGGCCCGGGACCGGGACCAGGCGCUCAAGAAACUCCAAGAGCGCUGCGAGGGUUACGCUCGCACCAUAGCCUCACUAGAAGACCGAUGCACGUCACUCAAAGGCACCGUUGAGCAACUGUCGACGUCGCUUCAAAAAGCCGCCUCUGCCGAGAGCGAGCUCAGAGCGGAGUUGAGCAAGACUCAGCGCAUGCUCAACGAGGCGAAGAACAACGAGCAGAAUGCUAUGGACAAAUUGAGGCAGAUUCAGAAGAACAUCGGUAAGUUUUCCUUUGUCCAUAGCUUUAGUUCUAAGAUCGCGCUGCACGUUACUGAAGGGCACGGUUGGGCAACUUUCCACGUCGCUUCAAAAGGCCGCCUCUGCCGAGAGCGAGCUCAGAGCGGAGCUGAGCAAGACUCAGCGCAUGCUCAACGAGGCGAAGAACAACGAGCAGAAUGCUAUGGACAAAUUGAGGCAGAUUCAGAAGAACAUCGGUCUUUAGUUCUAAGAUCGCGCUGCACGUUACUGAAGGGCACGGUUGGGCAACUUUCCACGUCGCUUCAAAAGGCCGCCUCAGCCGAGAGCGAGCUCAGAGCGGAGCUGAGCAAGACUCAGCGCAUGCUCAACGAGGCGAAGAACAACGAGCAGAAUGCUAUGGACAAAUUGAGGCAGAUUCAGAAGAACAUCGGGCACGGUCGAUCAUGUGUCGAUCUCGCUAAAAAAGCCGUCUCUGCCGAGAGCGAGCUCAGAGCGGAGCUGAGCAAGACUCAGCGCAUGCUCAACGAGGCGAAGAACAACGAGCAGAAUGCUAUGGACAAAUUGAGGCAGAUUCAGAAGAACAUCGGCAGAUUCAGAAGAACAUCGGUAAGUUUUCCUUUGUCCGUAGCUUUAGUUCUAAGAUCGCGCUGCACGUUACUGAAGGGCACGGUUGGGCAACUUUCCACGUCGCUUCAAAAGGCCGCCUCUGCCGAGAGCGAGCUCAGAGCGGAGCUGAGCAAGACUCAGCGCAUGCUCAACGAGGCGAAGAACAACGAGCAGAAUGCUAUGGACAAAUUGAGGCAGAUUCAGAAGAACAUCGCCAAUUGCGAGAACGAGCGACGCGUACUGAGCGAGAAGUUAGAAAGCGCGAAGUCAGCGCUCGUCGAGCUGAAGAGAUUGAACUGCACUCUGGAGGAUCAAGUGCACAGGCUUACGACGCAACUAGCCAACGUCGAAGUGCAAAGGUCAGGCUUGGAGUCGCAGCUACGUAUGACGACUUGGGACGGCAAGGAGAGCGCCGACAGCGAGAUGGAGCGGGAAUUGCACGCGCUGCAGCGCGAGCGUAACGAACUGAAGGCUAAGUUGGCUGUUCAGAACGAUGCUCUGCAAGAGACAGCCCGUAAGGUGGAGGCCGAUCGCCGCCUGAACAGGACUUCGGCACUUCGCAGCAAGAGCCACGACAGGACCGAGAAGACUGUUUACUACUCGGAUUUGGAUUCCGGUCCCGAUUCAACUAAAGACUCGAUGCGCUACAAGGACUCGAACCUGAGCGCGGGACGCAACGACAAGAGUUUCCGCGCCGACCUAACCUUGUUGGAGCUUGAGAACAGAGAGCUCAAGAUGAAGAUUCGGCGCAUGGAGAAAGAGCUUGCUGAUAAGGAGGCAGAACUGAAAUUGGCGCGAACUCGCUACCUCAGUGACCUAUCCACGGCAUCGCCGAGCCGGCGCGAAGAUACCGACCACUACCGGCAGGCCGCCCUGCAAGCCGAGCGGCUCCUGGAAGCUAGAGAGGCCAGUCACCGGCAGCAGAUCAUCAGGCUCGAGAACCAGGCAUCUCAGUUGCGCAGCCAGCUGUCGGCGGAGAUUCGGCGGCGGCAAAGCUACGUGGCGCGCAGCGGGCGCGCCGCUCGCGACGUGCAGCGUCUUCGCUCCGCGCUUGGCGACUCGCUGCGUACUGUUUCACAGGACCCGGCGCUAGACUCGUACACACUGGAACACGAGGCGCGCAAGCUCGACAGCACGCUCGCGCACAGCCUCCCGCCGCUCAACGACAGUUACGACAGCUCCAAAUAAAACCAUGGCUCU